AUGCCGGCGUCUGUGCACAGCGACGACAGCGAGAGUCGCAGGAAGGCUGCCCAGCACAGCGACGGCGAUGGCGGUGAUCGCAUCAUCGACGGACUCCGCUUCCCGCGCCCGGAGCGCCAGAUUGAUCAGUUUGGGUUUGAGCUGACUACCCACAGUUUGCACUUCCACGGCCGUGAUUGGGAUAUCCCGCUGACGCAGAAGCGCGAUGAGCUGACGAAGGCCUUCAUGCAGGAUGCCGCGGAGGCCACAAAUGAGCCAGAGGAGAACAUCCGCAACCUUCGUUUCAUUGUUACGCCGACACACCUCGACGCGAAGUUCACGGUGCGCCACAAGGUCCACGUGUCGAAGUACAGGGUGCAGAAGAUGCUCUCUUCCGCCAAGUGGACGCUUGUGAAGGCGCUGUAUGAGCCUCGGCAGAAGAUGCAGCGGCCGAGUAAGCCAGUCAAGGCCUGCGCUGGCCACAGCGGAGCCCAGGACGACCAGCCGAUGCUUGGCUCGAACCGAAGGACACCUUCGCACAACCUUAGCUUCUUUGGUCGGGCCAACGUCGGCGCCGAGGGCCCUGAGUUCGAGGACCACGCCGACGACGGUGAAGAGCCCGUCUCGUACGAGCAUCAGGUGAAUGCGAGGACGCAGCGCACGACAAGUGGGCUCUUCAUCUCUGUUGGCUUUGCGGCAUAG
Messenger RNA from Leishmania mexicana MHOM/GT/2001/U1103, 681 nucleotides. RefSeq lists its product as hypothetical. The transcript has a single exon. NCBI's taxonomy places the organism in Eukaryota, Euglenozoa, Kinetoplastea, Trypanosomatida, Trypanosomatidae. Bases 1 to 681 code for a protein of 226 amino acids. The record is from RefSeq and is a predicted model, not a curated record.